AUGGCUCAUCUCCAGUACUACAGUUACGAAGGCGUUGGAACCACCAACCGGGAAAAGUAUUCUUACAGCCAGGCUGUCCGAAUCGGAGACAGAAUAGAAUGCUCUGGCCAGGGUGGUUGGCAUGACGACUUCGUCUUCGAGAAGGAAAUCAAUGCUCAAAUUGACCUUGCUUUUGCCAAUGUUGAGAAGAACCUGAAGAGCGCAGGUGGUAAGGGUUGGUCUCAAGUUUUCAGGGUCAACUCGUACCAUGUGCCUCUAAAUGAUGAGGCCUUGACUGCUAUGGUCAGGAACUUCAAAAAGUAUAUGCCUGACCACCAGCCUCUUUGGACCUGUGUUGGGGUGACGAGACUUGGCGCAGAUGACAUGAGGGUUGAGAUUGAGGUUGUUGCUCACGAUCCGAAGGAUACCACAUCCGCAUAA
Molecule: messenger RNA, 420 nt
Organism: Aaosphaeria arxii CBS 175.79
Lineage: Eukaryota; Fungi; Ascomycota; Dothideomycetes; Pleosporales
Product: endoribonuclease L-psp family protein
Exons: 2
Coding region: 1-420 (139 amino acids)
Cellular component (GO): cytosol
Molecular function (GO): deaminase activity
Source: RefSeq, a predicted model, not a curated record